GUUUUUUAUUUACUGAACUAUAGUUGAUAAUUUUAUUUAUUUUUGGAUUGCUUUUUUCUUUUACUGGCCUCCCUUGGCGUCGCUUCGUUCUAACUCAUUGGGCUUUCUAUAGGAUGGUUUCGGCGAGGGCCGCAUCGGCUCGCCUCUAUCACCAACAAGGCCUCACAGUAUGCGUCGACGUCAGAGUAUGCAAGUCCUCGAGCUCGAGGCCAGAGUCGAGCAGCUCAUAGCCGAGAACCGCUUGCUCUCCGAGGCUCGUCAUAGCACCGACCAGCAUCUGAGCCAUCGUGUCGUCACCGCUCUUUCCGACCGGGACACCCAGAUCGAGAGUCUCAAGCAGACGCUCAAGUUCCUCCGGGGCGAGGUCUCUCGCUUGACCGAGGUCAACGAUGGCCUCACAAGCGCCAACGCAGAGCUGGCCAACAAGGACAACAGCCGCUACGCAGACCUGCAGGUCCAUGCCGGCCGGGGCGAUAACCAGGAUGCCCUGAUGCAGGCUCUGCGUGACAAGGACGUUCAGAUUGCCGAUCUGACGGCCAAACUCGAUGCAGCCAAGGAAAAGAUCCGUGAGCUGCAGCGUCAGAUCCUCGAGUCCAAGGCUGCCGACGUGCAGUUCCUCAACAUCAAGGAUGAGGACUACUUUGACCACCGCUGCCAGCAGCUCUGCUCCCAUGUCCAGCAGUGGGUUCUGCGCUUUUCCAAAUUCUCCGACAUGCGGGCCUGCCGCCUGACAAGCGAGAUCAACGAUGAGAAGAUCAUCGACCGCCUUGACAAUGCCGUCCUGGAUGGCUCUGACGUCGACAGAUACCUCAACGACAGAGUCAGGCGGCGGGACAUCUUCAUGUCCAUGACCAUGAACAUGAUUUGGGAGUUUGUCUUUACCCGCUACCUCUUUGGAAUGGACCGGGAGCAGCGACAGAAGCUCAAAUCGCUGGAAAAGCUGCUGACAGAAGUUGGCCCAGCACAAGCCGUGCGCCAAUGGCGUGCCGUUACCCUUACGUUGCUCUCUAAGCGUGACACAUUCAAGAGGCAACGAGACCUGGACACGGAAGCCGUGGUCCAGGCCAUUUACCAGACCCUAUGCAAAGUCCUCCCGCCACCGUCCAACCUGGAGGCCCAGAUCCAAGCCCAGCUACGCAGGGUCAUGCACGAGGCCGUCCAUCUCUCCAUUGAGAUGCGCACGCAAAAGGCCGAGUACACGAUGCUGCCGCCUCUGCAGCCGGAAUACGACGCAGACGGCGAGCUUGUACAAACCGUCCAAUUCAAUGCGUCCAUGAUGAAUGAGCGGAGUGGGACGCUGAAGCUGACCAACGAAGAGCUCGAGGCUCACGGCGCCAUUGUGCGCGUUGUCCUCUUCCCUCUCGUCGUCAAGAAGGGAGACGACGAUGGCUCCAACGACGAGGAGAUUGUAAUCUGUCCCGCCCAGGUGCUCAUUGCCCGCAGCAAACUCACGCGCCAACCCACGCCAUCUGACGGGGGGAGAGUUUCUGUGGGCACAGGCCGCCUGAGCGGCGGUACCAAUUCUCCCGAUACCAGAACGGCCAAUGCCACCUAAGGAGAGGGAGAGAGACUGGGAGAGUUGAUGUUGAUGCUACUUAUGAUGACCUUUUCUUCUUUUUCUUAUUCUUCUCUUUUCUUUUCAUCCGUACGGUUUGAAAAAAAGCGAUGGUGUGUCUCCUUUUAUUCCGUACAUAUAUCUGUUAUGACGGCUUUGGUUCAUGGGUUUAUUAUUUUUUAUUAUUUGUUAUUUUCAGUACAGCUGUGUUUUCUUCUUCUUUUUAUUUUUUCUAUUCGACGGACUGCGGGAAAGCAAAGCAACAUGUUCAACAUGGUUUGAUGAUACGAUAUCCAUUGGAAAAUUUCCUUGUUCCUGCGACGACCUAUUUUUCCUCCUGGGUUGAUGGAUGAUGAACUUUCUGUUACACUCUGGAGGCCUGUACCUAAUUAUCGACAGCAUUUUGUGUGU
Trichoderma virens Gv29-8 is the source of this 1966-nucleotide messenger RNA. RefSeq lists its product as uncharacterized. Lineage: Eukaryota; Fungi; Ascomycota; Sordariomycetes; Hypocreales; Hypocreaceae. The transcript has a single exon. The record is from RefSeq and is a predicted model, not a curated record. Bases 170 to 1555 code for a protein of 461 amino acids.